Messenger RNA from Sphenostylis stenocarpa, 1233 nucleotides. Lineage: Eukaryota; Viridiplantae; Streptophyta; Magnoliopsida; Fabales; Fabaceae. The record is from the annotation of a GenBank genome assembly.
AUGGCAGCAACAGAAUCUAUUGCGGAACCUAAAGAAGCCGAAGAACACGUAGAGGGAGAACCUACCGCAUGCAAGACCGUGGCGUUGAGAGUCUCCAUCCACUGCCAAGGCUGCAAAAAGAAAGUCAAGAAGAUUCUGCAAGCCAUUCACGGUGUUUACAACAUAGACAUUGAUCAGAAGCAACACAAAGUGGUGGUAUCGGGAAACGUUCACGCCGAGACGUUGAUUUGGAAAUUGAACAAGGCAGGGAAGCAUGCAGAGCUAUGGCCUGAAAAAGCAGAUUCCAGAAAGAAAAGGCAAGGGCAAACAGAGAGCAGAGAGAAGCAACAAAACGACCCAGAAAGCAGCGAAGGGAUUAAGGGAAACGACAAAGAAGAUGUUAAGGUUGUCGCGCGAGACGCAUCCAGAAACACUGAAGGUACUAACAAUAACAAUAGUAACAACAAUAACUCCGUUAAAAACAGCGAUGGAUGCGGUGGGGGUAACGUUAUCAAACCAAAUGAGGGAUGCGCCACCGGUAAAGCUGGUGUUCAGUUGCAAGAGCCGAAGCCGGAGGUGAGGCAGACCGUGGUAUUACAACCGGCCGUUCCGGUAACCGAGAAAAAAGUCAGCAUCGCCGUUCAAGUUCCUAACGACAAUGAAGCAACCGGGAAUGAGAAUAAAACCGGUGGAGCCGGUACCAGUGCCGGUGCCGGUGCCGGCACUGGUGGGGCUAGUGUAGCGAAGAAGAAGAAAAAGAAAGCGACGGCGACGGCGACCGGGAAAGGGAGUAAUAUCAACAACAGUAAUGAGGGUGUGAGUGUUACUGUUGAACACCGCAAUGAUGUAAAACCUCACGAUGGUUCCGGUAACCAGUCACACGGUCUAGGUCAUGCUCAAGUUCAUGGGCCAGCGAUUCCGGUUUCAUGUUCAGUUCCAUUUUCGAUCCCAGCCAAUGAGAUUCCGCCACGUCAUGACUACAUUUACCGUCAGUACCCACCGCAUUACUAUGCUCCACCUCCUGCUCCCGUUAUUCAUAGUGUAAGCUACCACACGGCGCAUCCUAGCAGCAGCUACGGUGCAGCGUAUUAUGCCCCUCCGCAACCCUAUUCGUACGCCCACGUGGUGCGGCCAGGGAACGAAGUGGAGCCUCCACCGUACAUGUACGAAACGGAGUCGUAUACUCCAUCACAGCCCUCGGAUUCGUUCGAGCUCUUCAGCGAUGAAAAUCCUAACGCGUGCGCAGUCAUGUGA